GUGAACUUUAAUUUGUGCGGAUCAUGCAUGGCCCAACAACACCAUCCAGAACAUGAUUUUCUCGUCCUGCAGCAGUCGGAUGAACCGACUGCAGGAAUCUCGGAAUUACGAGAAGCCCACGCAGCCGGACUGGAAAGGUCAAAAGACCCGGAAUGGUUAGCUAGCGAAUCACAUGGCUGCAUUGGUUGCGACAGCUGCGGUACGCAGCCGAUUACCGGCACUCGUUUCAAAUGCCUUUCGUCGGCAUGCAAUGCAGAUUUAUGCACGUCCUGCAUGGCACAAGGACACCAUCCCGAACAUGAUAUGUUAGCGAUUCGAAAACCGCACAGAAGGACGUCGUUGAUAUUCCUGUGGCAGCUGAAAUACCUUAAUGGACUGGAAUAAAAUACGUUGCCUACAAUUCUUUUAAUAAAC
Messenger RNA from Paramacrobiotus metropolitanus, 414 nucleotides. RefSeq lists its product as uncharacterized. The record is from RefSeq and is a predicted model, not a curated record. Gene Ontology annotation, molecular function: protein kinase C binding; K63-linked polyubiquitin modification-dependent protein binding; zinc ion binding. Gene Ontology annotation, cellular component: aggresome; amphisome. Lineage: Eukaryota; Metazoa; Tardigrada; Eutardigrada; Parachela; Macrobiotidae. Gene Ontology annotation, biological process: mitophagy; endosome organization; aggrephagy. The coding region runs from base 28 to 384 and encodes 118 amino acids. The transcript is spliced from 3 exons.